This is a messenger RNA of Funneliformis geosporum, 1566 nucleotides long. The record is from the annotation of a GenBank genome assembly. NCBI's taxonomy places the organism in Eukaryota, Fungi, Glomeromycota, Glomeromycetes, Glomerales, Glomeraceae.
AUGACUAACAAUGUGUACACUUCUGAUGAACAAAUAGUAUUCUUAGGAAUCGGGAUUUACGCAGGAUAUAAAAAAACAAAAACCAAGUCAGAUUACCUUUCUUCAUUGGGUACUCAAAAUGCAGUCGCCUUGGCCGCCAACUGGUUUGCUUCAAGUAUUGGUUCAUCUAUAUUAUAUGCGUACCCUGAAGUUGGUACAAUAGCGGGAUUAUUAGGUGUAUUUAUGUAUGCCUUUGGAAGUGUUGUACCGUUAUUUGUGUUUGCAUGGCUUGGUCCUUUGGUCAGGAAAAAAAGUCCCGAAGGAUUUACUUUAACACAGUUUACGUUGGAAAGAUUCGGACGCGUAAAUCAAAUUUAUAUUUCUUUAAUGUCAAUGGCUUAUAUGUUUAGUUAUAUGAUAAGUGAGCUAUCAGCUGUUGGCAAUAUUAUAAAUUUAUUAACGGGUCUUGAUAAAUAUGCACCAGUUAUUAUUAUUGCCUUAAUUGCAACUAUAUACACUGGAUAUGGAGGACUUCGUGCAUCUUUAAUCACAGAUCAUAUUCAAGGGUGGGCUAUUAUUAUACUUGUUGUACUUUCCACAAUUGGGCUUGGAACUUCUGUGAAAAUUGAGAAAUCUGUCGUCGACAACUCUCCUCUCCUGAAAUCCAAUUCAUUAGGAUGGCAAUUGCUUUACAUUAUGCCCGUCGCUCUCGCAUUCUCCACUCUUUUCCACGAGGGAUUUUGGCAACGCACAUUUUCAUCAAAGAAUAAUCGUGAAUUGCGACUUUCUGCGGUCUAUGGUUCGAUAAUGUUAUUCCCCGUCCUUGUUUUGAUAGGAUUCACUGGUAUAUUGGCGGCAUGGUCAGGAUUAUGGCCAGGAGAAGAGAAUGUAGAGGGAUAUUUAGCAUUUUUCACUUUAUUCAAAGCAUUACCAGAUUGGGUUAGCGGAAUCAUUUUAGUAUUGACCGUUAGUAUGAGUUGUGCGGCAUAUGAUACAUUAAUUAGUGCCACCACUGCUAUCAUUUCCAAUGAUUUGUUCCAAAAUCGUCUUUCGUUGAAUGUUAUACGUGCUUUAUCAUUAGUUGCCAAUAUUCCAGCUGUUGUCUUGGGAUUAAGAGAUUUGGAUGUAUUGAGAGUUUUCCUUAUUGGAGAUUUAUUAGCGGCGGCUACAAUGCCUCCCAUAUUAUUAGGAUUAUUUGAUCCAUUUUACUUCAUCAACUCGAUUGAUGCAUUAGUAGGAGGCAUCGGAGGUUUAUUCGGCGUCUUUAUCUUUGGUUCAAUUUUAUAUAAUAGUGCAAAAAUGGGAAUUGAACUUCUCGGGUUACCCUCCCUUUAUAAUAAUGAUUAUAGUGUAUUAGGAGCAUUUGUUGCAGCACCUUUAGCUUCAAUCUUCUUUACUUUCCUUUCUUUUGGUGUGAGAUUAGGAAUUUUGUGGGUGUAUGCUAAAGUUAAAGGAGAUAAAUUUGAGUUCCCCAAGUUUAUUGAUAAGAGCAAAGAAAUGAAAAAAUCUGAGAAUGAAGGCGGUGAAAGAAAUGUUCAAGUUGCUGAAAAGGAAAAUGCGGAGCUUACCGAUGAUCAUACAGUUUAA